This is a messenger RNA of Lathyrus oleraceus (garden pea), 369 nucleotides long. RefSeq lists its product as uncharacterized. NCBI's taxonomy places the organism in Eukaryota, Viridiplantae, Streptophyta, Magnoliopsida, Fabales, Fabaceae. Bases 1 to 369 code for a protein of 122 amino acids. The record is from RefSeq and is a predicted model, not a curated record. The transcript has a single exon.
AUGUUUCUUCUUCAAUUUUUUAUUAAGGCAAAAGUGUACUUCAACGAAGCUGCACCUCCUGCAGAAUUUCGGCUUCCAGAUGGCACCAUAUCUCUCACCACCUUGACUUUCAAGUUGAAUGAAUUGUUGCCUGAUACCGAUAACGAAAACAAGAGAAAGAUCGAGUUUCCUGAAGAUUGGAUUGAUAUUGAUGGAAGGGUGAAAUACAACCUUAUUGAGUUGAAGACCAAUGAAGAUUUAACGGUUAUGUGGAGAUCAUUUCGUUGUAGGCUAACUAAGGGGUUGAUCGAGUUAGAUGCAAAGAUUUCACGAUUUGUCGACGAUAUAAUUAAGAUGUUGAAAUGUCCAAAAUCAUCUGGUAGUGUUUAA